Messenger RNA from Dentiscutata erythropus, 442 nucleotides. Lineage: Eukaryota; Fungi; Glomeromycota; Glomeromycetes; Diversisporales; Gigasporaceae. The record is from the annotation of a GenBank genome assembly.
AGAGAUAAAGCAAGAUCUACAAACAAGUAGCACAAACAAAUUAGCGUUAAUACUCCAAAGAGUAAAGGUCUCAGAAGACAAACGUAAACUCGAUUGGAUACUAGUCAACAACAAAGAGAACAAGCCAGAUAUUCGAAGAGUAAUUAGCAAGAGCAAAGAAAGAUUUUGCACAAAGAAGUGGUUAGUUAGCAAAGAAAAGAAAGCAUUGCAAGAGCUUAGAAAGCAAAAUAGUAAUUGGGUUCUUGAUAUGACACAAAGCUUACUUGAAGAAAUUAGGAAAAAUAAUAUUGAUCCAGAAAUAACUAGUAGGAGGAAAAUAGGUAGAGUGGCAAUUGAAACAGUACAAGCCCUUAUAAGUGAAUCUGAGAGAAGAGGGAAAUUACGAACAAGUGAACUCCAAAAAUGUCUAUUUGGUGAAAUAUACAAAGAGCAAAAAGAAUGA